AUAGAUUCGACUUCCGGUUUAAGCUCUUUCCGUUUCCAUAAAUAAUUCCAAAGUUCGUUUGCAAAAUAGUUGUUUUCGUACCUGUUUUUUACAUUUGGCGUGAUGUAGGGUACUACAUUUUACUUUACGGUAUUAUUUGAUAUACUUAUAUGUAUUUCAGCAAAACAGAAUAGAUGUGGAAAUCAGUGAUCAAACAUCUCUUAUCGUGAUAACUUGCAAAAUGUCAAUGGCAAAUACUGAACGUAAUCUAAAGCACUUAUUUGAUGGUACCGAGUGGAAUGUUUACGACGGCAGUGUUCUUAAUUUGGGCGUAGGUGCACCAGGUCCAGAUCUUUUGGAAAAUUGCUGCGAUAUCUUUGAAAAAGCUACAAGCCAUCGACUAAAAUAUGAAAAGGAAAAAAAUUUAUCUUAUCUAUUUCAAUACGGAGCCACUAGUGGACCAGUAGAAACACGUAAUGCAAUCGCUACAUAUUUUAGUUCUCUGUAUGUUGAUAACCCCGUAAAAAGCGAAGACCUCAUAAUUACGACGGGUGCAACGCAAGGGUUACAUUUCGUCUUAUCUACACUGAUCGAUUUUAAUGGUAUAAUUUUCAUUGACGAAGUUACUUAUAUGAUCGCACUUGAUACUAUUAAACAAUUCACAACUCUCACGGUUAUUCCAAUUAAACUUAAUAAGGAUGGAGUUGAUGUGAAGCAACUUGAGCAAGUCGUUCAGGAAAAGCGCUUUCAGUCUAAAACAAAAACUUUCUGGGCAAUGUAUUACACUAUCCCCAUCUACCAUAAUCCUACUGGCAUUGUAUUCUCUGAAGCCAUUUGUCAAACACUUGUUGAUUUAGCCAAAAAGUAUGACUUCUUAAUACUCUGUGAUGAUGUCUACAAUAUUCUUAACUACACAAGUAAACUGCCAUCUAAACGCCUGUUUUCGUAUGACAAAGGUGCCGGAAAUAUAAUUUCCAAUGGUAGCUUUGCAAAGAUAAUCGGACCAGGCGUACGUGUAGGAUGGCUUGAGCUUCCUCCCCGUUUAAAACCUAUAUUAGAAAAAUCUGGGUAUAUAAACAGCGGCGGAUGCUUUAAUAAUUACACUGCUGGUAUAUUAGCCAGCCUUUUCGAGAUGAAAUUGGCACAAACGCAUAUUGAGAAAAUGAAAUGCGCAUACAAAGAACGAAUGUUACAUACGUGCAAAGUCCUUGAGCUUAAUUUACCGAGCAGCUGCGAAUGGACUCAACCUCAAGGCGGAUAUUUCAUUUGGAUUACUUUACCGUCAUAUGCAGAUGCAAACAAAUUAUUGAAAUUAUGCUUGCAAGAUGAACACAUAUUUUUUCUAGUAGGAUCUCGUUUCGCAUACAAUCCUGCAAUCGCAAAUAAUUGUUUACGUCUCUCCAUUUCAUUUCAUAGUAAAGAAAAAUUAGUUGAGGGUGCUAAACGCUUUUGCUCCGUUUUGAAAUAUUUUUUGAAAGAAGGAAAGUGAAAUAUUGUAAUUGAUAAAUUGAUAUUUUUAAGUUAAUUACCAUACUCUGGUUUGAACAUACGGUUUCUUCUAAAGUAAAUAAAUAUUGCUAUGAUUUAUUAUUUA
Ceratitis capitata (Mediterranean fruit fly) is the source of this 1573-nucleotide messenger RNA. RefSeq lists its product as uncharacterized. Lineage: Eukaryota; Metazoa; Arthropoda; Insecta; Diptera; Tephritidae. The transcript is spliced from 6 exons. The coding region runs from base 221 to 1468 and encodes 415 amino acids. Gene Ontology annotation, biological process: biosynthetic process. Gene Ontology annotation, molecular function: pyridoxal phosphate binding; L-2-aminoadipate:2-oxoglutarate transaminase activity. The record is from RefSeq and is a predicted model, not a curated record.